CACACUCCUGGCUUCCGUUUAGCGCCCCCUGCCUCCUGCACAGGCCGGGGCUAUAUCACCAGCGCCAGCAUCCCCGCGUCAGCGAGGUAGAAGCAACGUUUGUGUGACAUCCACUGCUCAUGAAUGAAGCUCGGCAGAGUGUGGGCAGUACACAUGUGUUUACGGAUACCGGAUGUGUUUUCAUGAACUCUGAAUGACAAAGUCAAGUGCUUCUUUACCUUUUAUUGAAAUACAUCUACGGGGAAGUAUUUUUGGUGGUUUUGAGGAAACGUUCAAUGCUGAUGUCAAGAGACUGCUCUCAGGGAGUGUACUAAAGGGUCCAUCCAACUGUAUUUAGAGUUUGUGAACAUGUGUCUUCAAUUCGUAGAAAGAAUGGGCAUUAAAAGCGAAUUCCGUACUUGUAACUUUGGAUUAAACCACAGUGAACCUCAUCUUUUCGUUUCAUCUCAGUGGGGCCACCCUCGUCUCUACCUAUCCUGGAGGAUAUUCUGGGCUCUAUUCCAUACAUCAUGGUUGGUCGGGAGCAUGGUGUCGUCAACCAACGUGACGUCAUCACCGCUAGGUGGCGCUUUGUGGUUCAUCUACCUCACCAACUGGACCUACCUCCUGCUGACCACCAGUGCUGUCCUGGACGCAGUCAUCGUGGUGUUCGUCAGGAUCAACAGACAGGACAUUCAAAAUGGCUUCACCUCAUAUCUACCUUGGUACCUGAAGGUGUCCUGGCUCCUCUACAGUGUCGUCACUGAAGGGAGUUUACACAUCAGCGCCCUCUACUGGAUCUUUAUUUUCAAAGAUCAAGAUCUUACACUUCUGCGAUUCAUCCUCCACGGCAUGAACUCUAUCUACGUCUUGUCCAACCUCCUCAUCACCGCCAUGCCAGUUCGUUUGUAUCACGUGAUCUACCCAAUUAUCUGUGGCUUCAUCUACACGCUUUUCAGCAUCGUUUAUCACAUACUUGGCGGGACCAAUAGAAAGGGAGAUCCCUAUAUCUACAAGAUUCUUGAUUGGUCCAAAUUGAAGCGGACUCUACCUCUUGUGUUUCUGAGUACCUUUGUGGCUCUACCGUUUUUGUAUUUCGUCGUUUUCUUUAUAUAUAAAGGGAGAAUAUAUCUGCGCUCGAAAUUUUGCCAUGACAACAAUGAUGCGAGGAUCUUGGACUCAUCAAAUGAAAGAACAGAUAGUGAGUGUGUUCGUGUUUGACAGGUGAUCAUGUUUCAUCCUUUUAAAAGACAGAAAAUAGAAUUAUGUGAAAAGUCAUCUCAAGAUGGACAUAUUUACAGGAAUAAUUUUAAUGUGUCUUGGCGGAAGGAUUCCAAGCAAUGACUUGAGGUCAAGUAGCUUCUAAAAGAACACAUGACUGGAACCACCAUUUUCACCUCAUUUGUACACUGGAACACUGGACACUAAACUGUGCCCUGUUUCAACAGAAGGACUAAGAUAAUAAAAUAAAGCAUCAAUACUUAUAUGUACUCAGUCAUGUGAACGACUGUAACAAAUGUUAUAUUUGGGACAACACUUUCUAAGUAAAGUACAGAUUCUAGUACUUGUUUUGGGUUGUGUCCCGCCCGGGACUCGAACCCACACUGCCAGAGUAAAGCACCUAAUCGCCAGCACACAUAGUAUUGUGUAUUCAUCAGAACGGUUGUCAGACUCUGGUCAUGUAGACGGUUGAUACUCUUUCAUUCAUUGGUAAGCCAAUUAGGUCUUUACGUUAUACAAUACAAACCAUUAACUCUU
Haliotis rufescens (red abalone) is the source of this 1737-nucleotide messenger RNA. RefSeq names its product protein rolling stone-like. NCBI's taxonomy places the organism in Eukaryota, Metazoa, Mollusca, Gastropoda, Lepetellida, Haliotidae. The transcript is spliced from 4 exons. Gene Ontology annotation, cellular component: membrane. The record is from RefSeq and is a predicted model, not a curated record. Bases 349 to 1200 code for a protein of 283 amino acids.